Messenger RNA from Didymodactylos carnosus, 606 nucleotides. The record is from the annotation of a GenBank genome assembly. Lineage: Eukaryota; Metazoa; Rotifera; Eurotatoria; Philodinida; Philodinidae.
AUGGUCCUGGAUGCAUCCAUCGCUGUGAUUGUCAAAAUGGGGCGACAUGCGAUACUCGCACCGCUAUGUGAAAUGGGUUUCACGGGGAAACUUUGCGAUCAAGAAUGUCGACCAUAUACAUUUGGUUUCUAUUGCGCUCAAACGUGUAACUGUUCAGCGGAAACAUCCAAUGGAUGUGAUCCGCAGACAGGUCGAUGCCGAUGUAAAGCGGGAUAUUCGGGUGACAAUUGUGAGAGAGGUUCGUCAUUGUCAUUCACGGAAGAGAGAAGAAUGGCCUUUUUUGACACUCGUCUCAUUCUAGCCUGUGCCUCGGGUCGAUGGGGUGGACAUUGUUUGAACCAAUGUGAUUGUCAAGGAAAUCCUUGUCAUCCUCAGAAUGGCACAUGUCAAUGUCCAGCGGGUCGAACAGAUUGUCCCAGCAAUACAUUUGGUAUCGGCUGUCAGCCGUGUUCCUGUGCGUCAUUUCAAACAUGCGAUGUCAUCACGGGCGAAUGUCAAUGUCCUGCCGGGUCGAAAGGCGAUGCUUGUCAAUUUCCACUGACGGCCAAUGGAUUAGAUUUGCGUGAAUUACCUUCGGGACAUUUCAUCGGCAGAGGAAGACCAUGA